GAAAAGUAAUGACGGUUGAGAUAGCUUCUGAUGAAAUUCAGAGUCACUUCCCGGCAAAAGCGAGUGUGACAAUUUUCAAGAAACGGAAUCUACUGGGGGGUUUUGAAAUUUCAAAUUGUCUGUGCUCAAUCGAGCCUUGACCGUAGGACCGCUGUUGACGAUGAUGGUGCGUGAGGAGCGGCAGAUAGAUGGCAAACAUAGGUGCAUACGUACCUGGCGGAGCUGCACCACGACGGCAAUGGACAGGAAGCCGAUCGCCCCUUGUCAACGUUUUUGGACUGCUAUUAAACAUAAUGUGCUCAUCAUGUUUGUCAGUUUGAUAAUGUCCACGCUCCGAAAGACCCUCAUUUUUUCACUUGUUCCUUUCGACCCCCAUGAUGUCGUCAAUAAAGUACGAAAGCCGUAAAACGAACAAAAAGUCACCGAAGCGGAAAAGUAUGACAACAAUACGCCGUCUCUCCGACUCAGACGUCCGGUCAAUCUUCGAGUGCCUUCACGAAGGCCUUCCUCCUCCACCUCAUCUGAAGUUUACAAUUGUUCCCGUUGGUGCCAACGGGUUGAAGCUUUCGCCCCCAUCUUUUGAAUUUGCAGAUGGCCUUUACGUUCUUCUUCGUCCCGAAAAGAAGAAGAAAAACAACGUUGACCGCCCGGAACCUCCUACUCAUCUCCAUCACUUGUUGAUGACCAACGUUCCGGCCGAAACUUGUCCAUGGUCUCUUUCUGGACCACAAUUUCCCCAGCCGACAGCCAUUCAACAGCGUUACGCGUAUCCGAAAGGCCGUGUCGAAUACAGUAGCCGUAAAGGAGCUGCGCUUUGGACGAUGUAUGGAGCUGAUGGAAGAGAAGACCAGGAAUAUCGGCUACUGCAUGUGUAUUUUUCUGCUAAACGCGCGGUCAAUCGCGGCAUGAGCGUGGAGGGAGAUUUUCUUCCAAUGGAAUCCCCGACUAAGCGCGCCAAGCGCUCGCCGACACGCAACGAGCCCGAUUUGCCAUUCUUUCGAAAUGUUCGUCACCAACAGUCUCCGGCUAUUACAGCUUCUUCAGUAAGCCACUCUUCUUUCUGUGGCUCGCCCCUUUCGUUCGACACAUUGCCACCGUCUCCCACACACGCGUCGUACGAGUAUGAGCACUUGCUCCGUUCGACCCCUCCACCUUUCGUUACACCCAUGUUUCGGCGGAGUCCUCUCGACCCUUUGGACGCACCUUCCGGUUUUUUGACGCCUAGCCCUUUUCGACCGGCCAGCUCCUUAAGCGUACAUCAAACUGAGAUUGAAAGAAAAGACAGCGAACCCUUCCCUUAUUGUGAUAUCGACAAAUCAAUGGAGGAAAUUGAUUCGUAUUGGAAUGAUCCAUUGCUCAGUAUUAUGCUGAAACCUAGCCAGGAUGCCGAGGCAUGUACAACGCAAGCUGCUCCGGGGCCCGUCCGGUCGUUCCAAGCUCGUCUCGAAACUCUACAGGAGAGCUUUCGGGAGAUUAUCUUCGCCGCUUCGGACAGUGAACAGCCCGCCUUGGUUAGUCUGCUAGCAUCUUGGGCCCGGCAAGUUGCGCGCGACCCCUUGACUAGUCUUCACGCAGUCGUAUCUGCCGAAGACGAUUCCACAACAUCAACUUCGCCGACGGUCGAAGUAUAG
Molecule: messenger RNA, 1631 nt
Organism: Phaeodactylum tricornutum CCAP 1055/1
Lineage: Eukaryota; Bacillariophyta; Bacillariophyceae; Surirellales; Neidiaceae
Exons: 2
Coding region: 375-1631 (418 amino acids)
Source: RefSeq, a predicted model, not a curated record